AUGGUAUGCCGAAAGCGGUUUGAGGCUUGGUUCAAGGUGAACCAAAGGUUUGUACGAUUUGGACUACCGGAGUUCGCACUAAUUACUGGCUUGAAGUGCAGUCCAGUGCCUAAAGGUGCCGAAGUUGACAAAAUCCUAGAGAAAACCCGUCUACAAGAUAAAAUGUUUGCUAAUAUGGACAGGAUAACGUGUAGCGACCUGGAGAAAGCUUUUUUGAAAUGUGCCAACCGUAACGAUCGUUACAAGCUUGGGUUGGCACUAAUUAUUGAAGGAGUAUUUAAUUCAAGAAAUCGAAAUGUAGGAAUAAAUUCGACAACUCUUUCCAUCGUUGACGACUUGAAUUUUUUCAAUGCCUACCCAUGGGGGACAGUAUGUUUUCAACUUCUCAUCAAAUCACUACUACGUGGAUGGGGAAGAAAGGCGGACAUGGUAAAAGUGAAUGAUUGUGAUAGGAUGACUUACACAUUGUACGGAUUCUCUUUGCUGUCCAGAUUUGGACGUACGAGGCAAUUCCGGAGUUGGGAGCUCGAUUCUCGAGUAAGACUUGUGACGAUGUCCCGAGGAUGUUGCGAUGGUCUGGUGCACUUGUGGGCUACGCUGCGAGCAACUGCUGCAGAAGAAUUACAGCCGUACUUCGUCGAUCUAGUUCCGUUGGAAGACGCAGCCGACCCCAUUUUAGAUGAUCUUGUUGCUCAAUCAAUAGAAAUACAAGCUUGUCCAGUUGACGAUGAUAUCAUACGGAACGAUGACAACAACCAUCGACCAAAUAAAUCCCAGAGAGGCAACAAAGGUGGACCUUGUCAUCGAGCUUUGCAUCUGGUUGAAGGCAGAGAAGAAGAGCAUGGGGAUCCCAUCGUUGAAAGACAUGUGUCUUUAAAUGAGAUAAGAGUUAUCUUGAAUGAGCAACGGGAGGCAUUUGAGAGCAAGAUGGGAGAUUUGAGGAAAGAAAUAAACACAAGAUUCGCUAGUCUCCAAAAUGAUCUGGCAGGUCAUGUGUGUGGUUUGAGAAAUCAUGUCACUGAUGAGAUGAAUGUUCUUCGACGAAGGUUUGAUGAAGUUGCUACAGAAAUUGGACAACACAAUGUUGGUGUUGAGUAUGGUGGAUUUGGUCAUGACGAUCGCAGUGGAGACGAGCCCCGACAUGAUGUUUUCACUCCCAAUAUUUUUGCAGGCAGACAGGAUGUCGGAGAGGUAACUGGACCAGUUGUUUGCAAUAUCCCUGAUGUGUCCAUAACGUCAGGAGGUGGGGUUGGAGUACUUGGGUCAGUAUAUGUUGCUUGUGAUAUUGUGAAAGAGGCACUAGCCGUUGUACCUACAGUUGGUGUGACCAUUGAUGAUCAACUGGUUCAUGAUAGCAUCGUUUCUGGACCUUCGAUGGCAGCUGAUCCACCUAUACGUAGACCUCGAUCGUUGAGGCUGAAGAAGGCUAGUGUAAACACAAAGACGUCAUACACACGAUCUGGUCGCAAGAGGGGUAAGAGGGAUGCGUAG
This is a messenger RNA of Olea europaea var. sylvestris, 1491 nucleotides long. RefSeq lists its product as uncharacterized. The coding region runs from base 1 to 1491 and encodes 496 amino acids. Lineage: Eukaryota; Viridiplantae; Streptophyta; Magnoliopsida; Lamiales; Oleaceae. The transcript is spliced from 3 exons. The record is from RefSeq and is a predicted model, not a curated record.